AUGUCAUCGCCUAAUACGAGUAUGGUUGAAGCAAUCAAUGCUAUGAAACAAACUAUAUCAAGAUUUACUCAAAUAUGGUUCUUUUCCUUGUUUAUUUUUGGUGUAAUUGGUCACACAUUGAGUAUCUAUGUUUUUACACGUCGUCAAUUUCGUUCAAAUCCAUGUACACGUUACUUUUUGGCAUCAACUAUAUUUGGUUGUGCUGUUGUCUACUUAACUAUUCCACUACGAUUGCUUCAAACUGUAUUUAAUGUAGAUGUGUUUAUAUAUUCACAUCUAGGAUGCCGAAUUUUAUCAUAUAUUUUCAAUUGUUUCAGGAUACUACCAUCUUGGUUUAUUGCUCUAGCUUCUAUUGAUCGGUUUCUUUGUAGUUCUACAAAUGCUACUCUUCGUCGAUGGAGCAAUAUUCGUAUUGCUUCCCGUACUAUUCUACUUACUAUUUUACUCAAUGGUCUUAUUUAUAGCCAUAUGCCUUUCAAUUAUACAAUUUUCGUAUCACCACGAUCAUGUGCUAUUGCAACAAGCUCUUAUCAGGCUUUUUAUUCUAUAUGGAACUUGAUUGUUUUCGCUUGGAUUCCAACUAUUUGUAUGCUUAUUUUUGGUUUACUCACUAUUCGACAUGUUCGUCAAGGUAAGAAGAGAGUAGCAGCUCAAAAUACGCAAAAUAAUGGUCAACGAAAUCAAAAGAAAAUAGAUCGACAAUUAAUUCAAAUGUUGAUUAUUCAAUGUUUGGUGUAUGGUUCAAUAUCAACUGCUAACUCGGUGUUUCAGCUUUAUGUAUCAAUAACAAACAGUGUAAUGGUAAAAAAUGAUUUUGAAAAAGUCCGAGACAAUUCUGUACUUAGUGUUACGAAUGCAACAACCAUUUUUGGUCCAUGCAUGAGUUUCUAUCUAUUUGCAUUGUCAAGUCAAUUGUUUCGUUCUGAAUUGAUGAAUUUAUUUCGUCGAAAAUCACUUACACCAGGACUAAGUAAUACAAUUGAAACUGCUAGACAAACAACUAACUGA
Molecule: messenger RNA, 1008 nt
Organism: Rotaria sp. Silwood1
Lineage: Eukaryota; Metazoa; Rotifera; Eurotatoria; Philodinida; Philodinidae
Source: the annotation of a GenBank genome assembly